UGGUUCAUCUUCAGUGAACAGCCGGCAACAGUGGCAGUGUUGAUAACUCAUUCAUAUGGAGGAUGAUAGCCGUGGUCCAGGUGGAUUUUACACUGCAACACUUUGCAGGUCCCCUCUUCAAUGUAUUUCCAACCAAAGUGCAUAUAAAUGCAGCUAAUGCAAAACGCACCUCCCCGCACACCAGCUGUUACAACCUGACAAAGUGAUAAACAUUUAUUUCUACACUACAGGGGCUUUUAACAAAGUUGAAUUUCCAAUAUGGUAGGAGAGGUUGUUGUUGUUCAGCGGAUUGUUGUCAUGUCCCCGCAGUGCCUGUAGUGGUGCUGUGAGGAGUCUGCUGUGGAUCCAACAAAAAUCCUCAGCAGUCUACCUACUGCUUAUAAUUUGCUCUGGAUAGCCUAUAUUUACAUGCAUCCUUAUUUCAAGAUAUACCGAGCUCGAUGAAGAUCGCUGUUACUAUCCUAUCUCGAAUAUCGAUGCACAAAUAGCCUAGCUGAUUCUAAUAGACAUUUCGGCCGUCUAUCUGGAGCGAAUACCGUACACAGCCCAUACCAAUUCAAGCUGAUGUUGUCAAGGACAAGAGUCACGUGAUGUAUGAAGGCAAACACAUACACUUCUCAGAGGUGGACAAUAAGCCGUUGUGCUCAUACAGCCCAAAGCUCUGCAAGCAACGCAGACUAAAUGGCUACGCUUUCUGUAUCCGGCACGUUCUGGAGGAUAAGACGGCUCCCUUUAAACAAUGUGAAUAUGUGGCGAAGUACAACAGUCAGCGAUGUACUAACCCCAUCCCCAAGUCUGAAGACCGCAGAUACUGUAACAGUCACCUGCAGGUUUUGGGCUUUAUCCCCAAGAAGGAGCGGAAAAAGAAACAUGAUGCUUUGGAAGAAAUGCGCUCACGGGCUCACCUAGAGUCAGUGGCUCUAAACAUAACUGUGCCCUCUCUUGCUAUGAAACCUCCCAAUGGUCUAGAUGAACUUCCACCAUCCCCACCCUGUUCACGCCUGCUACCCCUUCCAGACGGGGAACUACUGGACCCUUUUGCCUUUUAUGAGGAUGACACAGAUGGGGAGGAGGUCGGUGCUCCUCGGAAGGGCAGUGCCAUCAAGAAGAAACUUCAGAGUCGGCUGGUGCUCAACCAGAAACUCUGCCAUGACACGGACCUCUUCCAAUCCCCUCCUGAGCACUUUAGUCCUUCCCCUGUCCCACGUGUCCAUUCCUCUUCACCGCUUAAUGCUCAUCUCCCUCGGCAGCAGUCAGGUCUUCUCCAGCCACCCCAGCACUCCAGUGUCACUUCGUUCAUCUUCCCAGGACAGCAGCAGGGUUUAUUAUGCAAUCCACCACCACCUCAGACGGUCAACUUUCUGCCUCCAGGGAUGCCCAGUAAUGCAGUCCCCAGUUCAGUUCAACCUUCAUCACUCAGCAGGAAAAUGCCUUUCACCGCCACCCACUUGCCUGUCAGCUGCAAGGAUAGUGGUAGUAACAGUCAGCGGCACGUGGUUGUCAUGCAUCCUGCUGCCUUCUCACCUUCUGCCACUUGCCUGGCCAGGUUGCAACAUCUGGUGCAACUCUGUGCCAAGAGACAUCUAGAACACGGAGACCUCUUUCCUCAUUUAGGAUUGGACUGGUCAGAGGACAGUGAUGAGGAUGAUGAAGACGAUGAAGAGUCAGAAAGAAUUUUUCCUUUUCAGAGCUCUUGGAGACCACAGAAUGGACUAGAAGAUGAGAGUGGAUCCUCCAGGAGAACACGGCUACUUAGGAUUUGCUCGUACCUCCAGGAGAAAUACAAGCACAUGUGCAGGCAGGAGAGGGCGAGUAUCCGCCAAAAGAGAUACCGCUAUGCCUUCCGCAAAGCCCUGCUGCACGCUGCCAGUAAUAACCCUGACUGUGCUGGUCAGCUGAUACAGGAGUUACGUGGUGCCUCUCAAAGUUCCUCAAGUGUGGCUCCAGCAAAGCUGCAGAAUACAGAUACAGGGAUCUGCACCGGCAGCACAAAGGGACAGGCCUGCAACAACAGAGCUCUGCCCUUCACUCGACACUGCUUUCAGCACAUUCUGUUAAACCGUUCCCAACAGCUCUUUGCUAGUUGCACAGCCAAAUUUGCAGAUGGUCAGCAGUGCUCCAUCCCUGUGUUUGAUAUCACACACCAGACACCACUCUGUGAAGAACAUGCCAAAAAGAUGGAUAAUUUUCUGCGUGGGGAUGGUAACAGACGAGUGCAGCACCAGCAGCAGCAACAGCGCAAGCCACGUAAAAAGACCAAGCCACCGGCGCUCACCAAAAAACAUAAGAAGAAGAGGAGGAGAGGGCCUCGGAGGCCUCAGAAACCCAUCCCUCCAGCAUUGCCACAGGGGAACCUGGGAAUGCCUUCUACAAGCCUAGCAAUGCCUUCGCAGGCCAGCAUCAGGAGCCCUUCAACUCCAGAUCUGAGUACAGACGAGCUUCCUGAUGAUAUCACCAAUGAAAUGGCAGACAUUCCAAAUGACCUUGAACUAAACCAGGAGGAUUUCUCUGACGUGUUACCCAGAAUCCCUGAUGACCUGCAGGACUUUGACUUGUUUGAAGGUAAGAACGGGGAGCUCCUGCCGACCACAGAGGAGGCUGAGGAGCUGGUUCGUGCGCUACAGGCAAUGGGGUCCUAUACGGAUUCUUUGGUGUGCCUGACCUCCAUGGGUGAACUAGCCCCCUCUGAAGGAGUGGACCAACGAGCCAUGACUGUGUUUUCUGGUCCGGUCCAGCCGGGGGGCAUGGGGGACCUGCUCAACAGCCGCAUCCCUACGGAAAACUUCACCAGCCUUGAGCUGGAGGACAAUCUACUGCAGUCCACUGGGGGACACUUUCCUCCCUCACCACCAUCUCAGCCCUCAAACCAGCCCCCAACAUCAUGCUCCAAUCUGACCUCAUCUUCUUCCACAGCAGCCCCCUCCACCACCUCCCUGCUCACUCAGACCUCCCUAUCAGAGCGAACGUUUUCACGGACACACACAUCCAACGUUCUGUCAAAGUCAGAUGCACCCACAUCGUCUUCCCAAGGCAGCCACUACAACAGUGACCACGUGCCAUCCCCGUACAGUGACCACAUAUCUUCACCCCACGCCACAUCCUUCCCAACAGAUACCCCUCUGCUACUCGAAGUCCCUCUCAGUGGGGUACCAGGACCCCCACGCUCAUCAUGGAACAAUCUCCCACUCCCUCUCACUGAUCCCACACAGUUUGGCAAUCUCAUAGGUUCAGAAAGUCAUCUCAUAUCCACCUCCCUGUCCACUCCCCCGGCCACCACCCACUCUGUGACGCUGCAGCCCAUGGCUGCGCUCUCAGCUAUGCCUCAGAGUGGCCUGACAGGUUUAGCGACCCCACCUGCUCCCUCGUCCUCCCUUCCAUCUUCUUCACAUGAUCUUCUGACCUCCACUCAGCCCAAGCAGCAGCUCCCUCAGUUCAGCGCGGCCUUUGGCCAUCAAUUGGCCUCCCACAGUGGCAUCCCGAAAGACGUGCAGCCUAGCCACAGCUCCACAGCGCCCCCCGCUGGCUUCUCAAUAGUUAGUGCCACCGCUGCAAGUGCCAAUAGCGCCACACCACCCUUCACGCAAAGUAAAUGAGGGCAGCCUGCAGCGGCUGCGAGAUGGUCUGUGGACUGACUUUACUCACUUACAAUCCACCCUGCUGGCCUCUCAUCUACCACCUUUCUUUAUCUGCUAUGUGUGCAAUGUGAAAUAUAGUGCACUAUUUGAUAAUGAAUUUGCACAACCUCAGAAUUUCCUCAAUAUUUUCUGUUGUCGUUCUUUUAAUCAGUAGCCAGAUGGUGUCUGGGGUUGUAAGUCAGUGUGAGUCCACGUUUGAUGCCUUGUGGUUACGUCACCCGGGGGGUUACAGUCAGAAGGCAGAUUUUGUGGUGAAAUACACGGGUGAAAUUUGCAGAAGGACCUUAGCAGAGAUUAUCUCAGAAUUCAUUGACGUAGAUGCCUCAAUCAGUGGUUGGUUUUGUUUGCUUUGCCAGUUAAGUCCUGUCUUCAGAUGAUCAACUGUACCCUGCCUUGCUCAGAUGGCCAUUGCAUUUCGUUUUUCUACCUGUUUCAUACACUGCUUCUGUCACCCCUUUGAAAAACAAGAGUACAGCUUUUGAUGUUUGUGAUCCAUUAUGUUUGAAGCUAUUUAACUGUUGUCAUGAUAUAGAAUCUUAUUGAGUCGGAUUUCACAGUCAUAUGAAUUUACCAAAAUACUUUUAAACAGCUGUUUUUAUAUUGUGUAUACUGUAUAUGUGCUCAUUUAUCAGUUUGCUCAGACGUCAAAAUAUCUGACCUCACCAUUGGUUGUGGGACUCUGAGUGGCAUAGUAGACACUUGAAGGUAAAUAUAGUUUCUUAAAGCAAUAAACACAUUAACAUAACUUUAGCAUUGUUAAAGUAUUUUAUUGGUCUCAUUACAUGUAGCUUCACUUGGUGAAUCCAGGCCGACAUGGAUCAGGACUAUUUUGGCCUCCAUAACUGUUGUAAACCUUUUAUUUUUUACAACAGUUUCACUCAGAACUAGAGAGUCUGAAAGAGACCAGCGAUCAGGUUAGUCCAGCUUCUUUUCUCGGGUCAUACUUAGUGGAUUUUAGAGAUUAAUAGACAAGCUUCAGUGUUAUGGUUAGGACGAUGAUGGUGUAAUCCAGGGACUUUAAGUGUCUACUUUCAAAGGUGCUCUCUGGUCCCCAUAUACAAUGGUCUUUAGUGACUUGCAUGUAACACUCAUACAAGACAAAUUCAGUUUCAGGACUUUUAAGGAAACCCACUGUAUGAUGUCAUGGCCAGGGUAAAGGCCCAGUGAAAGGUUUUAGGCAGUAAAUUGAUUUUGGAAUAUUUUACUCAUUGGCUCAGUGUAACAUGAUGGUAUAAUAUAAUUGGUGUGCUGAGCAUGUCUGAGGUAUAGCACUGUUUGUUUUUAACUGAAACACAAAAUGUAAUGCUUCUAAGGUAAAUGAUGCAAACCUGAUUAGAAUUACCCCUCUCCCGUCUGUUAUCGACUCAUACAGCAGAACAACCAUGGCUUUUGAUAGAUAUUAUAUUAGAAAUUGACAGAUUGUCAGACAUUAUUGAGUAUUAGGUAUAUAGAGUAGCAUUCUCUAUUUUGGGGUUUGUUGGUGAUUAUUGAGUAGCAAUGGAUUGAAAAUGUUCUUUGCAAUGUAUUCAGUGGAACCUGUGUUUUGUAGAGUUGAGUCUCUGGUUUUUAAUGGCUAUCAAAAUGCUUGUAAGUUCUUUUGAAGUUGGAGGGAUCAGUGUUUGCGUGUAUGCCGUCAUUCUGGUUUUAACAAUAUUCCAGUAAAGAAUAUUUUGAUAGCUAUUAAACUGCAGGAAGCAGUCAGAUUGCAUGGGGCAGCAACCUUUUGUCACUGAUAUCAAUAAUGAAAACUGAAUCAUGGUCGCUGGCUUGAUUGGUGGUGGGAUAAAAACAUAGGGAUAUAUGCAUUGGCGUUUCUUUUCAUGAAGAAAAACAGAUCACAUGUCACCUUUUAACAUAGAUUUGCACAGGAGUGGAGGACGCUGGUGUUGCCUCACAAACCCCGUGUCUGUUUUUUUUGCCUUUUUUUUUUUUUUUUUUUUGCUCGGACGCCCAUUAAACGAACAGCUGCCAUCAUUAACAGCUCUGAGCCUGAACCAGAACCCCAUCCAGCUGUGAGAAGGCCCAGUUCUGUCUCUCGCUCCCAAAGAGACGACACAUCACCAAGCGUAAAAACCCCCGUAGCGACUGGGAGAGACGACUGGGCUCCACAGUUGACUGUAGUGUUGUUGCGUAGUCAUGAACACAGUGUCCGUUGAAAAAUGUUUAAAACUAGGUUGGAUGAAAGUGUUUGAAAUAAGCUGCUGUAUCCACAAAGCAUGAGAUUAGUCGCUGCACCCGUUUUCACUCUCCAAACAACCACGUAGAACAAAAUUAACAGGGCUCGUAGGCACAUGUAACUGCUUGAAUUCAGAGAUGGCUGACAAAUUCCUAUACUCAUUGAAUGUACUGUAUUACUGUUUUUAAAGAUAGGAUGAGCUAAUCUAGUCACCUUUUGUUAUUGGUCCUUGUUUUAAUUUGUCUAAGGUAUUUUUUGUAUACAAAGGUUUACAUUUUUAUGUAUAUUUUUCUUGUGUACAAAUUAUGUAAUAUGUGUACAAACACUGUAUGUAAUAUCUGUAUAUAGUGUGAGAAAUUUGAUCUUUUGUUUUUGGAUGUAUAAAUAAAACUUGCUGUGAGGUAUUUACUGA
Molecule: messenger RNA, 6223 nt
Organism: Sphaeramia orbicularis (orbiculate cardinalfish)
Lineage: Eukaryota; Metazoa; Chordata; Actinopteri; Kurtiformes; Apogonidae
Gene: ino80da
Product: INO80 complex subunit Da
Exons: 10
Coding region: 591-3593 (1000 amino acids)
Cellular component (GO): nucleus
Source: RefSeq, a predicted model, not a curated record